AUGCAGGUCGAGGACAAGGGUCAUGGGAUGGGGAAAGGUGGUGGUCGACGUGAGAAGGACCCGUGGUGGACUGAGCUAGGACGCUAUGGGGCGUGGGACGUGAAGGGCUGGGAUGCGGGAAGGUGGCAUCCAGUUGAGGCAACAAUCAAGGCUAACACCGGUCGAAGCACUGGUCAUUGUGCGUGA
Molecule: messenger RNA, 186 nt
Organism: Arabis nemorensis
Lineage: Eukaryota; Viridiplantae; Streptophyta; Magnoliopsida; Brassicales; Brassicaceae
Source: the annotation of a GenBank genome assembly